GCGACAGGGACUGACAAGAUGGCGACCAUUUUAGAAACAGAGGAGUUACUGGCGUGAAGGAGAGGCUCGACAAACCAUGCCCUGGGAGGGUCCCAAUCCUCAGCGCACCAUGGACACCAUGGUGAUAUGAAGCCAGUGUUGAACGUUGACACACACUCACUGACUCACGCCACACACGGACGGUCAGUUGUUGACUGACGCGGUCGGCCAGGUGUGUGUGUGUGUGUGUGUGUAAUGGACAGGUGUAAGCAUGUGGGGCGGCUGCGGCUCGCCCCGGACCACUCCAUCCUCAACCCGCAGAAGUGGCACUGCGUCGACUGCAACACCACCGAGUCGAUAUGGGCCUGCCUCGGCUGCGCCCACGUGGCGUGCGGGCGCUACAUCGAGGAGCACGCCCUGCAGCACUUCCAGCAGCAGCGCCACCCGCUGGCUAUGGAGAUCAACGAACUGUACGUGUUCUGCUACCUGUGCGACGACUACGUCCUGAACGACAACGCCACCGGAGACCUCAAGCUGCUCCGUAGCACGCUCAGCGCCAUCCAGAGCCAGCGCUACGAGGUCACCACCCGCAGCGGGCGCACGCUCCGGUCGGCCAGCGCCGCCCCCGACGCCCUGAUGCCGUCCGGCGCCCGCGAGCUGCAGCUGAGGGACGAGGACCGAAUGUUUACGGCUCUCUGGCACCGCCGCCGGGCGCUCAUAGGACGCGUCUUCCGCUCGUGGUUCGGCCUGACUGACUGCGGGAAAAAGAGGGCGGAGGAGGAGAGGAGGCGGGAGGAGGAGGAGGAGCAGAGGAGGGAGGCCAGGGAGAGGAGGCAGGCUCUAAAGAGGCAGCUACAGGAGGAGUUUGAAAACACUCCUCUGAGGAAGAGCAGUCGCCUGCUCCGGAGAAGCCAGAGAGUCGCGGACGCGUCGGUCGCAACGCCGACCUCCCGUGCCACGCGCAACAAGACAAAGACCCCCGAGCCCCCGUCAGUCGCCCGCAGUCCGCGGACUCAGAGCCCCGCCGCUGCCGCCGCCGCCACCACCGCCGCCACCACCCCCAAGAAAGCUGCACAAGUUAAAAAGAACCAGGCGACUCCCAAACCCCGGAGCCGCUCUUCCGCAACCAAAUCUAAGCCCAAAACGCCCUCAGCGACCGCUCGUGCUCCCGUCCGCCGCAAGCAGACCGCCAAACAGGGGGGCUCCCCCUUCAAACGACGUCCCACCGUCACUCCCGGGGUGACAGGCCUUAGGAACUUAGGGAACACCUGUUAUAUGAACUCCAUCCUGCAGGUGCUGAGCCACCUGCACGUUUUCAGGGAGUGCUUCCUGCGUUUGGACCUGACCCAGGCGCUGGAGCUGCUGGCGUCCGCCGUCCACGGCCAGCUGGCGGGACAGGCCUCGCUGCAGUCGACCCUGGUCCAGCAGAGGAAGGGGUUCCAGACCAGCUCCGGCUCCGGGGCGGGUCUGAGCGGCGGGGCGUCGCGGACCCGCAACAUGGAGCUAAUACAACCCAAAGAGCCCAGCUCGAAGCACAUCUCCCUCUGCCACGAGCUGCACACCUUGUUCCAGGUCAUGUGGUCCGGCAAGUGGGCGCUGGUGUCGCCCUUCGCCAUGCUGCACUCGGUGUGGCAGCUGAUCCCGGCGUUCAGGGGCUACGCGCAGCAGGACGCGCAGGAGUUCCUGUGCGAGCUGCUGGACAAGGUGCAGCACGAGCUGGAGAGCACGGGCAAACACACGACCACGGCGGGAGUCCCCCAGAAACGGCUCAUCAAGCAGGUGCUCAGCGUGGUCAACACCAUCUUCCACGGCCAACUCCUCAGCCAGGUGACGUGUCUGGCCUGCGACCACCGCUCCAACACCGUGGAGCCGUUCUGGGAUCUGUCGCUGGAGUUUCCCGAGCGCUACCACAGCAACAGCAGGGAGUCGACCGCUCAGGCGUCCUGCCAUCUGACGGAGAUGCUGGCCAAGUUCACGGAGACCGAGGCUCUGGAGGGAAACAUCUACGCCUGCGACCAGUGUAACUCUGCCAGACGACGAGCCUCCUCCAAAACGGUCGUCCUGACUGAAGCACAGAAACAGCUGAUGGUUCACAAACUGCCUCAGGUCCUCCGGCUUCACCUCAAACGCUUCAGGUGGUCUGGUCGGAACCACCGGGAGAAGAUCGGAGUCCACGUCAGCUUCGACCAGCUCCUCAACAUGGAGCCGUACUGCUGCCGCGAGCCUUCGCCCAAAGGCGUGUCCUGCUCCAGCCCCGGCAGCCCCAGCGCCGCCGGCUCCCCGCGGCCAAAGCACUUCCUCUACGAGCUGUCCGCCGUGGUGAUGCAUCAUGGGAAGGGCUUCGGCUCCGGCCACUACACUGCCUACUGCUACAACACAGAAGGAGGCUUCUGGGUUCACUGUAAUGACUCUAAACUAAACGUGUGUUCGGUGGAGGAGGUCUGCCGCGCUCAGGCCUACAUCCUCUUCUACACACAGCGAGUAACUCAGGACAAAGACCGGCCGCUAUAGGACCACAACCACCUCCUCCUCCUCCUCCUCCUCCUCCUCCUGCAGCCCAGCGAGACGAUAUCAGCACAGCCCCACCUAUCGCUCUUUAUUUCUUUAUUUGGGCAUUUUUAUACCAUGGGAGGUCUUUUUUAAUCUAUUUUUUAUAAAUAAGAAAAAGAAAGAAAGAGAGGAUGGACUCCUUUUUUUUUUAAAAGAAAAGAAAAAAGAAUCUGCUUUAUGUUAUUCUUGUACAUGGUGUUUAUAUGUAGGUAUUUUUUUAAAGAGAUGGUGACGUUUUAGAUUUUAUGUACAGUUGUAUUUUAUAAAAAAAAAAAAAAAAAGAAAAUCAGAGAGUAUCAGCCAAGACGUGUCUCGGUAGCAGCCAGCAGACUCUGGCCAGGCGUGACUACAUUACAUUACAUUAUAAGUGUCCUCUACAGGUGUGCUCACAUGUCCGGUGGCAUGUUGAUUGUAAAAAAUGCUGUUUGCUCGUUUUUUAAAUCAGCUGAAAUGUUUCUCAGUCACUUUAGGUAGUCGGCACAGAACUGGAUGUGGGGGUUUGUUAAAUGUCAUUGGCAUCGGCGUGCUCCACACAGGUGAACGGUUUCACGGAUGUGAACUAUCUGGCUGUAUUUCGGCCCUUCGUCCUUCCAGAGAUGCACUAAUAUCUUACUACAGGUCGCCCAGUGUUGUCGUCGGCCGCUCAGUGUUGAUAGAAAUCUGCACACAAGAAAAAUCCAGGAAGUUUAUUUUUAACUUUGAAGUACUCUUUGGGGGGUUUGAGCAUUUAUAAAACAGUUUUAACAUUUUGCUGGAUUGUUGUUUUUUUUAAAAAAAUCUUUUCUUUCUUCUUUUGCUGAGAGAUUAAAAAGUUUUUAGCUGACUGCUGCCAUCUCUCUGCUGCAGAAUGUAACUGACUUCAGAAGUGCGAACCAUCCCCAACCAGAUACUACUGUACUAGAAAAGUGCCCUUUUGCCAACAAAGCAAAUCUAUUUUUAUCGAUCAUAUCACUUCAGCAAAGAGGGACGUGCACAUCUGCAAUCCUACACAGACCAGCAUUUAGAUUAUGAAUGUAUUUUCAUACAAUCCUUCUCAGAGUUUAUUUUUGUUUUUUAAAAAAGAGGCCAUUGACUGUUCAAAAGUUUUACCGCUUGUUCUGAUUGUUCAACACCACCAGCAGUUCAGACAGAUUUCACUUGUCACCAGUGAGUACAUGCUGUAUGUGUUCAGUAAAAGACUAUUUUAACAGGAUUUCUGCACUGUGUACAGAUUGCGAUAUUUAUCUCCACAGUGGAGACAAAGUUUAAAAAAAGAAAAAAGAAAAAACAAAUCUCCACCUCAAUAAUGUUCCCUCCGAUUGAUUUAUCAGAUGGGAAACAAAGCUCACUUCAUCUUACUUUUCUUUCAUUGUCAGAGGCUGUGAUACUGUGUUACUUGUUGGUGUUUUGGUUAUUACUCCACGGAUGGAUGUGUGUGUAAAUUUAUGGAAGUUAUACUAUGCAAAUUGUUACCUCAAUUUUUUUCUAGAGAAAAUUACCUCAAUAAAUGAGAAUAUUUUUUCAUUUUUCUAUAAA
Mugil cephalus (flathead mullet) is the source of this 4044-nucleotide messenger RNA. It is a transcript of the gene usp44, whose product is annotated as ubiquitin specific peptidase 44. NCBI's taxonomy places the organism in Eukaryota, Metazoa, Chordata, Actinopteri, Mugiliformes, Mugilidae. Gene Ontology annotation, biological process: protein deubiquitination. The coding region runs from base 235 to 2490 and encodes 751 amino acids. Gene Ontology annotation, cellular component: cytoplasm. The transcript is spliced from 6 exons. The record is from RefSeq and is a predicted model, not a curated record. Gene Ontology annotation, molecular function: zinc ion binding; cysteine-type deubiquitinase activity.